AUGAGUAGAAAGUUGAUUGCUCUACUCGGGCGAAUUGCCUCCCCAUUUUUGGCUGUUCGUCUGACGAAGGAAGAGUUAUGUCUUUCAAUGGCUGCUUUAUCUCGUCUGCCGCCCCUUCGACAGGAUGAACUUGUAGGCAUUAACUUUGAUGCGAUUGCAAAACGGGCGCAGCGUGUUAGUCCUUUGUGUACUCCUACAGAGAUAGGAAUGAUUUCUGAUGGUGCUACGGCGCUUUUGUGUGGACGUGUUGAUUUAGCAGAUGCACUUAUCAGUGAUUUGUAUACGGCAAUAAAGAAAGAAGUUCCCUGUCGUAUUAAUCAACUGACAGCUACUGUCCGCUACACUAAUAUUUUAGAAAAUUAUUACAAUGAAACAGUUCCCGUACUUUUAAGGUCUGCAGCAAAGUUACUACAUAAGAAUGAUAGUUUAAACGUGUUGGAUAUUUUUGUGCGUCUCGCAAAGUCGUAUUUACCGGAAGAGGAAUUCAAUGCAACGAUGGACGAAUUACGAAUGAAAGCAACAGAUGAACAGGUUAACUGGAUUAAUACCGCGUGUAAUCGUUGGAAAGAUAAAAUAGUAUCUAAGAUGGAUGGAAGAGGAAAUACAAAAGAAGAACAAGGAAAGGAAGAAGGAGAAGAAGAAGAAGAAAAUGGCUGGACUGCAUCACGUGCACGAAAGUGGCUUUCUCUUCGUGUACGAAAUAAUAAACUCUGGACAUUAUCAGAGGCCGUACAGGCAUUAGAAUUGUAUGCUUAUUUUGCCGUUCGUGACCCUGUAUUACUUGAAAAAAUUCAAGAUGCUGCUAUUUCUGUAAUACCUAAAGCUAGUAAAUCGGAAAUAAAUGAAAUUCGUAAAGUUGUUAUGACAUCCUUUCAUCUUUUUCCACGAGUUCGAAAGGAACUAACAGAUUGCAACCCAAACUUAAGCGAAACAUCAGAAAAGAAUAAUAUGAUGGGAAGUAACAGUUCUAUCAUCUCUUCACUAGCCAAGAGAUUUAAAACAUCUCAAGCGUAUGAGAAUUUAUUGAUGGGUCGAAAAAUACCAGAAGAUUGGUUGUUUGAAGUUAUGCAAGAACAGGAUGGUACUUCUCCUGUAGAUGUGGCAGCACAGGCUGCUUGUAUUUUUGCUGAAAAAGGAGAAAUUCCAGAAGGUAUUAUUUUACAAAUCUCUGCACAUGUAGAAGAUCUUUCUCUGUCUGGAUUUGCAGCUUUUAUUCGAGCAGUUCGUCGAGACUCUUCUGAGGCAUUGUUACCACAAUCUCCAGCUGUUUUUCGUAAGUUUGCUAUGAAAGGAAUUCGAGAGGCAACUCUGGAAACUUUAAAGGAAAUAUGUAUGGCCUAUGCACUACCUUUUCCACGUGGUACAUCUAAAAAAGAGGAUUCUCUCUAUUUAAAGGAUCAACAUACUUUAGAAGAGGCUGUUAUUACACAAUUACUUUCUAUUAUGCGUGACACCUCUUCAAUUUCAUUUAUAUGCGAAAUAGCAAAAGUGGUACAUUCUAUUGAUAAGAUGAAUGAAGUUGUACAGUUUGUUUGUCAAAGUGUAUAUACACAAAAGGAAAUAACGGUAGAUGAUGCAUUAGCCCUUUUGGAUAUGUUAUUUUAUCGUAACUACGUUCAUGAACCUUUACUUGAUAUGAUGGAACCUAUCUUUCGCAGACUUGUUGAAUCUGUAAUUCUUCAAUUAGAGAAUGGUAGUGAAAUUAAUGAGGUUGAAGCCCAACAAGUUGCCAAGUUUGCCGCAUUACAAGCUUCUUUUGAUGCCCCUGAUUUUGAGGUAUUGGCAACUCAGUUAAUACAUGCUGUUGAAGAAAAUAUGGAACGUACUCCUAAAGAGUAUCUUCCAGGAGUAGGUUUACUUUGUCAACGAUAUAGACGAGAUGCCACUGUUCAGAAAAUUCAAGAUAAACUUAUGGAUUCUGUACAGAACCUUUCUGAUAAGGCUCUGGAAUCACUUAUACGAUUAUCCACAAAGGAGAAAAAUACAGUCGUGAAGGAACUUGUUAAUCAAAUCUGUUCUGUUGUUUCAGGGCGAUUGGCCUAUCAACGGGUAUUACCUCCAGAUGUGGUGGCUCUAACAGUGGUAUUACACUGUCGUCAUUGCAGUUCAAAAGAUAUAAUUGAAGAAACUCUAACAGAUUAUGUGUUAGAAUGGAUGGAGGCAUUAAGUUCGGAAGUAUACGUUUCUUUAUCUCGUGUUGUACAUUUGGGUGGUGUUUCAGAAUCGUUUGCAAAUGGAAUCAUGGAUGAUUUUCCUCGUCGCUUAAACUUCAUGACACCAACAGAGAUUGCUCUUGUUGCUUUUGGUCUUGGAGAAGUGACUGGUGUAGGACAACGACUUUCUCAUCAACUCAUUGCUGAAAAAUGUUCUGAUUACGUAGUUGACCACUCACAUGAAUUCUGGAGUGGAAAAGAUAUUUCUUAUCUUAUUUAUGGUUUUUCUCGUAUGCAGUGUACAAAACGUAGUUUGUAUAAUGUUUUUGCAACACGUCUUGCUAUGCGUCCUAUAUUAUCAUCUAUGGAUCAAGAAUCUAUUAGUCUUGCUGUUGGUGCUUUUGGUCGCUCAAAGUAUCUUGACAAGAAACUUUUUGAUAGUUUCUCUCGUCGAAUAUUGGAACAAUCAAAUAAUCUUCAAGCUGCAGAUUUAAUGCUAACUAUAAGAGGAUUUAGUCGUGUAAUGCUAUUAAAUGAUACUCUUUAUGAGAAUCUUGGAACCAAGGCUGCAGAAAAAGUGAAUGAAUUUCCAAUUGAUUCUCAGUGUACUCUACUUGCUUCCUUUGGUUCUUUAGGAAUAGAACACGAAAAACUUGCGACCCGAAUGCUUGAUGGUAUUGUUAGUAAGAUUGAAGAAUUAGAAGAUGCUAAUAAAGCUACAGAUGUCAUUGCCUCAUUAUGGCAAAUGAAUUAUGAUGUGGAAAGUGAUAAACAUGUGGGACAAUUAACGGAUUGGAUUAUUGAUAAAUCAGAAGAACUUAACGCUAAUUCUAUUGGAAAACUCUGUUGUAUAUUAAGUGAUACUAAUUGGAGACAUGUUCCACUUAUUCGGGCUAUUGCUGAACAGUCAGUUCGAUUGCAAACACAAGAAAAUGUUUCACCAGAGUGUUGCAGAGCCGUACUGGAUACAUUAGGUACAUUUAUGAUUCACCAUCAAGGAGCGAGAGAAAAUCUCUCAAUGCUCGGAAGGAGUGUAAGUAAAGAGAGGAUUCAACUUUCAGAAGAGGAAGAACAGCAAGUUCAACUUUUAUUACGGCGUUAA
Messenger RNA from Trypanosoma theileri, 3255 nucleotides. RefSeq lists its product as uncharacterized. Bases 1 to 3255 code for a protein of 1084 amino acids. The record is from RefSeq and is a predicted model, not a curated record. Lineage: Eukaryota; Euglenozoa; Kinetoplastea; Trypanosomatida; Trypanosomatidae. The transcript has a single exon.